Messenger RNA from Triticum turgidum subsp. durum (durum wheat), 1548 nucleotides. Lineage: Eukaryota; Viridiplantae; Streptophyta; Magnoliopsida; Poales; Poaceae. The record is from the annotation of a GenBank genome assembly.
AUGGGCCGCAAGCGCCGCCAGCCGUCACCGCCGCCGCCUCCGCCUCCGGAGGAGGAGUCUUCCGCCGAGGAGGAGGAGGAGGAGGAGGAGGAGGCGGCGGAGGCCACCCCCGCGACCCAAAAUUCCCCCAAGCCCCCUUCCGCCGCCGCGGACGACGACGCCGAGGCCGACGCCGAUUCGUCGGACGGAAGCGACGAGGAGUCCUCCGAGUCGGGCAAGAUCGACGCCGAGGCCUUCGAGCUGCGCCAGAUCGCCUCCUCCAACCCGCCGCCGGCUGCGGCUUCCAAGCCCGAAUCCGACGACCAGGAGCCCACUCCGCCGGGCAAGGACAAGAAGAAGGGCAAGGCCGGGGCGGAGAAGGUGGCGCCUGAGCCCUCUCCGUCCGGCAAGGCCAAGAAGAAGGCACUCUCCGAGCUCACUCCUUCCAGCGAGGGGAAGAAGAAGCACAAGGCCCAGCCGGAGAAGACUGCGCCGUGGAACAAGCUUGAGAAACCUGGACAGCCCAGGCGCUGGACAGUCGAGGACGAGCUCAAGAUCCUGGAGGCUCUUGUUCGCCACGUCAAGGCCAAUGGCACCCAGCCGGGCGCUGGUGAGCUUAUUGCCGUGGUUGGUGGCAGCCUCGAGAGGAAGAACUGCACCAAGACGGAAAUGUAUGAGAAGGUGCGGAACAUCAGGCAGCGGUAUGAGAAAGCGGUGAGCACAGGCGCUCUGCCAGAGAAAGAUGAUGACCUCCGCAAGUUCAAGCUCUCGGAGCAAGUCUGGGGAGCAAAUGCAAAGCAGGUGGCUGCAGCCACCAUGGCUCAAAAUGAGGCUGCUUCCUUAAAGAGCAAGAAGAAGGGGCAGACUAGCAAGGAGAAAACAGAGGGCCAUUCAAAGGGUGGUGCAGCAAAGGAGGCAACCGCUAGCGCCGAUGAAACAGAGGGCUAUUCAAAGGGUGCUACAGCAAAGCAGGCCACCGAAGAGAAGGUAGAAGAAGAUGGCAAGGGCAGGUCAUCAAAGAAGGCCAGCACUGCUGAUACUCCUGCUAAGAGUAGAAAGCGGGGAAACCACAAUGAGGAAUUGGAAGGCGAUGCAAAAACUGCCACUACAAAGGAGACCGUGGAUACUACCACUCAAAAUGGUGGCACUUUGGUGAGGAGCAAGAGUGGAAAGUCUGACAAAGAGAAAGCGGAUGGAGAUGCUGAGAGCCCCACACCAACGGAGGAUAUGGCUGACGCUCAAAAUGGUGGCACCCUUGCUCUGUAUAAGACGGAAGGGGAAGCUCAUGAAGAGAAAAUGGACACAGAUGCUAAUGUGAAAGGCACGCGCAAAGGGUUUGAGGAAUUGCAGAAAUUGUACCCCAACCUUACCUCUUAUGUGGAGGACAUCCAGGCCCAGCAUCCAUGUGGGGAGACACUGAAGAGAGCAUUUGAGUUCAUUCCUGAUGAGAAGGCAUGUACUUUGGAAUCCAAGAUCAAGAAGCAAAGAGUAGCUGAGUUGAGGAUGGAGAUGCGCCGAUCUGACACAAAGAAGGAGGUGACCAACAUAUUCAUAGGAUUGCUGGACUAA